Messenger RNA from Mycotypha africana, 1799 nucleotides. RefSeq lists its product as uncharacterized. Gene Ontology annotation, molecular function: protein binding. The record is from RefSeq and is a predicted model, not a curated record. Gene Ontology annotation, cellular component: cytoplasm. NCBI's taxonomy places the organism in Eukaryota, Fungi, Mucoromycota, Mucoromycetes, Mucorales, Mycotyphaceae. Bases 86 to 1666 code for a protein of 526 amino acids. The transcript is spliced from 4 exons.
AGAUUUUCGGGCUCUAUUGCUUUUGAACUUUCAUUUAUAUCUGCAAUUUUUCAAUAAAACAUAUUCGACAUUCAACACGCAGAUCAUGAUUCUAGGCAGAUUCAAGCAGUGGACUGGAGAAAAAUUUGGUGGGGCGAAAGUGACUCUGCAAACCGAAGAUUUUCAGCGCUUGGAACAGGAGACAGAGCGUAGAAGACAAGGCUAUGAAGAAGUAGUGGAGGCAGUUGAUCUACUUUCAACUUAUUUAUUGAAAAGGAAGACCUCACCUGACGACAACAAAAUGAAAAGUAUGCCACUCGAAGCUCUUGGUACCUGUAUGCAUCAUUAUGGCACGGUCUUUCCGGAACAUUCACCACUAGGCAAAUCAUUGAUUAACUUAGGCCAAACCGAAACUCGAAUUGCUGCACUACAAGAGGCUCUGGCGAUGGAGAUUAAGGCGAAGUAUCAAACAAUCUUGGAAGCUGGUCUUAAAGAUUAUAAGGAGUUUGAUGCUUUAAGAAAGAAGUUGGCUUCCCGUCGACUGGAUUAUGACUCGAAAUUAAAUAGAUUGAAUAAGGCUAAAAGAGAAAAACCAGAACUUGAGCAAGAGAUGCAGGCUGCUAAGAUUAAAUACGAAGAAACCGAGAAUGAUUUGAUUCACAGAAUGGCUUACCUCGAAGAAUUCGAGACCGUGCAUCGAAAUGCUUUAUACGAUAUGCUUGAAGCGCAAUGCAGCUUUCACACGCAUGCCAAAGAUCUACUAGAAUCGCUCAAAAAGAGCUGGGGGGAUCCACCACCAUCCAAUGAUAACAGUCCUUGCGAUCUACUGGGAAAAGUGAUGGUACGAUCAUCGACUAACAGCUCUGUGAACUCGAUAAGCGCAGAGGUAGCGCCUUUGCGCCGUCGUGGAUCACCUGCUGCUUUCGCAGUAUCGCAAAGCAUGAGCCGAGAUAUAAGUGCAGAAACACACUCUUCCCAAAAAAGCCAUAAUCAUUUGACUGAUUCUCUUGCAAGUCACGCACAAUUAUUGUCAAUUCAUCCAACAAGUGAACAGCCUACAUUAAUUGAAGAGGAUAAACUUAGGCGAGCGCUAUAUGAUUUUACGAGCGAGAAUACUGACGAAAUUUCUUUUAAAACCGGUGAUAUUAUACUCGUUCUUAGCGAGAUUGAUAAAGGAUGGUGGCUAGGUGAGUUGAAUGGAAAGCGUGGCAUUUUUCCGGUCAAUUAUACAGAAGACUACGAUCUUCGAAAACGACCGUUACCGCCUGUUUCUACAGAAGACAACAUCAUCAAUAGCAGCAAUAGCAGUACGAGUGGCUCUUCUGUAGAUCAAAGGCAAUACGAACCUGCACCUCCUACCCCAUCAUCAUCCACCUCUUCACAAAUACCUGCGCCACCGCCACCCAAUUCUCUACUUCAUCAAAAAUCUACACCUGAACUUACUAUUAAUACUAGUUCACUUUCAAGCCCUCGCAUUGGUGAAGGAAAUCGUAGUUCUCCAUCAGUGUAUUUCUCAACAGAAUCUCCUGCACCUAUUCGUAGACCGCCUCUGCCUCCUGUUUCCGCUUCUUCUCCUUCUAUUCCUACGUCUCGCAAACCUAGUCUCACCAGACAACGUUCUACAGCCAUUCGAGCUCCUCCUCCUCCUCCUCCUCCUCCUCUUCGUGUCAAAACAACAAUACAAUAAUUUAACGCGCUUCUUUACUAGUAAUAAUUACAACCUAAUCUUUUUUGUUUUCCUUUAUUCCUCGCUAUUCGCUAAAUUAACUCAUGUUCCUUUGCAUAAGUACUGUAAUAAAUCCCCAACAUUUUUUUUUUUU